GCAGCACUGCAGAGACAGCUAAAAUUCGCCGCUCUUUUGAAGUUUGGUUUUUGUGCAGGCGACAAUUUUACGAAGGUUUUAACUUUGUUUACCAGCGGAAAACUAGCAUCAAAACAUGUCCAAAGAGGAGGAAACCGCCGUAGAGGCGAAAGAUACUAACGAAAACUCGAAUGAGUCCAAUUCCGACACUACAUCGUCCAACACAAAGGAACCGGACUAUGAUGCAACGUUGGAAACUGACCGCAGCAAGCGGUUCGAUUUUCUGCUCAAGCAAACGGAGAUCUUUGCCCAUUUUAUGAACUCGGCACCAAGCAAGAACAGUCCACCGAAAGCUCCGCGUGGUCGCAAGCCAAAAGUGGACAAAAAUGCUGAUCCGGGUGAUCAUCGGCAUCGCAAGACGGAGCAAGAAGAGGACGAAGAGUUGCUGGCGGAAACUAACCAAAAGGCAAAGACAUUGUUCCGCUUCGAAGCUUCUCCGCCGUACAUUAAGGCCGGCGAGAUGCGUGACUAUCAGAUCCGUGGCCUGAACUGGAUGAUUUCAUUGUACGAGAACGGCAUCAACGGUAUUUUGGCGGACGAGAUGGGUCUGGGUAAGACAUUGCAGACUAUCUCGCUGUUGGGAUAUCUGAAAAACAUUCGGAACAAUCCGGGACCGCACAUCGUGAUCGUGCCGAAAUCUACACUCCAAAACUGGGUGAACGAGUUUGAACGCUGGUGUCCAUCCAUCCGUGCAGUGUGUAUGAUUGGUGAUCAGGAAACGCGUAACAUAUUCAUCCGGGACGUGCUGAUGCCCGGGGAAUGGGAUGUUUGCAUCACUUCGUACGAGAUGUGCAUUCGGGAAAAAUCCGUGUUCAAGAAGUUCAACUGGCGUUACAUGGUUAUCGACGAGGCGCAUCGUAUCAAGAACGAGAAGUCAAAGCUGUCGGAGAUUUUGCGUGAAUUUAAGACGGCAAAUCGCUUGUUGCUGACCGGAACACCGUUGCAGAACAAUCUUCACGAGCUGUGGGCGCUGCUUAACUUCUUGCUGCCGGACAUUUUUAAUAACGCCGAAGAUUUUGAUAGCUGGUUCGAUGCGAAUCAGUGUUUGGGAGAUAAUUCACUGAUCGAGCGUCUGCAUGCCGUGUUGAAACCGUUUUUGCUGCGUCGUCUAAAGUCUGAGGUCGAAAAGCGACUGCUGCCGAAGAAGGAGGUGAAAAUCUUUGUAGGACUGUCGAAAAUGCAGCGUGAAUGGUACACGAAGAUCCUGAUGAAGGACAUUGAUGUGGUGAACGGAGCGGGCAAGGUGGAGAAGAUGCGUCUGCAAAACAUUCUGAUGCAGUUGCGAAAGUGCACCAACCACCCGUAUCUAUUCGAUGGAGCGGAACCGGGUCCACCGUACACGACCGACUACCAUUUGUUGGAGAACAGCGGCAAGAUGGUGGUUCUCGACAAGUUGCUAAGGAAACUGCAGGAGCAAGGAUCUCGGGUGUUGAUCUUCAGCCAGAUGACGCGUAUGUUGGACAUCUUGGAAGAUUUUUGCCACUGGCGAGGCUAUCACUACUGUCGACUGGAUGGACAAACGCCACACGAGGACCGUUCGAACAUGAUCGCUGAUUACAACGCGGAAAACAGCACUAAGUUUAUCUUCAUGCUGUCGACACGUGCCGGUGGAUUGGGUAUCAAUUUGGCCACCGCAGAUGUGGUCAUCAUCUACGACUCUGAUUGGAAUCCACAGAUGGAUCUGCAAGCCAUGGAUCGGGCGCAUCGUAUCGGGCAGAAGAAACAGGUGCGCGUGUUCCGACUCAUCACCGAGAACACGGUGGAGGAGAAGAUUGUCGAGCGGGCGGAGGUGAAGCUGAAGCUGGACAAGCUCGUAAUUCAACAAGGUCGACUGGUGGACAACAAAACGAACCAAUUGAACAAGGACGAGAUGUUGAACAUCAUUCGUUUCGGCGCGAAUCACGUGUUCCAGUCUCGCGAUUCCGAGAUCACCGAUGAAGACAUUGACGCUAUUCUUCAAAAGGGCGAGGAGAAGACACAGGAACAGAUGGCAAAGUUGGACAAGCUGGGUGAAAGUUCGCUGCGCAGCUUCACGCUGGAUGCGGAGAAUCUCGAGAACCGAUCGGUGUAUCAGUUCGAGGGUGAAGAUUAUCGCGAGAAGCAAAAGCUGCACACCCUUGGAUCCUGGAUCGAACCGCCAAAGCGUGAGCGUAAGGCAAACUAUGCGGUCGACGCUUACUUCAAGGAAGCUUUACGUGUAGCCGAACCGAAAGCACCGAAAGCGCCUAGACCACCGAAACAACCGAUCGUACAAGAUUUCCAAUUUUUCCCGCCAAGACUGUUUGAGCUGCUCGAUCAGGAGAUCUACCACUAUCGUAAGACGGUUAACUACAAGGUGCCGAAAAACUCAGACUUGGGUACGGAAGCGAACAAGGUUCAGCGUGAGGAACAGCGCAAAAUUGACGAAGCCGAACCGCUCACGGAAGAGGAACUGACCGAGAAAGAAUCGUUACUAACGCAAGGUUUUACCAACUGGACAAAGCGAGACUUCAAUCAAUUUAUCAAAGCGAACGAAAAGUAUGGACGGGACGAUAUUGAAAACAUUGCUCGUGAGGUGGAGGGUAAAACGCCCGAGGAGGUAAUGGAGUACAGCACGGUAUUUUGGGAACGUUGUCACGAACUACAGGACAUUGAUCGUAUCAUGGGUCAGAUAGAGCGUGGUGAGGCAAAGAUUCAACGCCGUGCCUCGAUCAAGAGGGCGUUGGACAGUAAGAUGGCAAGAUAUCGUGCAGCGUUCCAUCAGCUUCGCAUAGCGUACGCCAACAAUAAGGGCAAAAAUUACACCGAGGAGGAAGAUCGCUUCCUGGUGUGUAUGCUGCACAAGCUCGGUUUCGACAAAGAAAAUGUAUACGAAGAGUUACGUGCGGCUGUUCGGUCUGCUCCACAGUUUCGCUUCGAUUGGUUCCUAAAGUCGCGCACUGCGCUUGAACUACAGCGCCGUUGCAAUACGCUCAUCACCUUAAUUGAGCGCGAAAACCAGGAAAUCGAAGAGAAGGAGCGAUUGGAAAAAAAGAAGAAGACCGGAGGCGGAAAUGUGGCUGGCGGAGGGGGAGGAGCUGUUGGUGGUGGUGGAACUGGAGCAGCAAAAUCAAAUCAAAAACGCAAAGCCGAUGGUACUCCCACAGCAAACGACAAGAACAAAAAGAAGAAAAAAUCGUAA
Messenger RNA from Anopheles maculipalpis, 3199 nucleotides. RefSeq names its product chromatin-remodeling complex ATPase chain Iswi-like. Lineage: Eukaryota; Metazoa; Arthropoda; Insecta; Diptera; Culicidae. The record is from RefSeq and is a predicted model, not a curated record. Gene Ontology annotation, biological process: nucleosome organization; regulation of transcription by RNA polymerase II. Gene Ontology annotation, cellular component: chromatin; nucleus. Gene Ontology annotation, molecular function: ATP binding; ATP-dependent chromatin remodeler activity; nucleosome binding. The coding region runs from base 116 to 3199 and encodes 1027 amino acids. The transcript is spliced from 3 exons.